AAGGAGUGGGAUUGAGGAUUGCUGCUUUGCUGAUGAACGUAAUGUCCAUGAAAGCAGGAAGGCUUGGAGGACAAUGAGAGUGGCCCAUGGGUGCUGCAAUUGCGCCACCCUUUAGUGCUACAUUAUCCCUCUGCAAACAACAAGCAGUGGGCAUUGUUGCAGUGAGAAUUCAUUUGUUGCUUCUUGAUUAAGAUAUGCCGAAUGCGCCCAAGGUGAAAUGAAUCCUAAAGGCAUGCUGUAGCCGCUGUAGCCGCUGUAGCCUAAUUUGCAGCUUCAAUGGUUCGACAGAUUGUGGAAGCUUGCUGCCAGAAUAGUACCACCUGGUUGCAAGCAUAUUGAGCUGCUGUUGCCUUUCAGUGAGCUAUCAAGUCCCCAUAAUCAUUUGGUCAGCUCAGAAUGGGACAUUCUAUGGUUCCUGACGAGUGAGCGGUUCAAUCAGCUGGAUGGCUGACAUUGGCCUGCAGUGAUUCAAUGCGGCUUGUAGGGCAAGGCCAAGGAGAAGUAUCAAUGGUCUUCCUUCUCAGGCACUAAGAAUCCUGAGAGUACAAAGGCUGCCAAGAUGCCAACGUCCUACUUGUACCAGCGGCAGAUAACUGCAGUCAGAAGGUCGGGGAUGCAGCUGUGCCAGGACACCAUGGCAGCACGCAUUCCUCUAUUGUUGAGACCUGAGCAGGACGUGGCCAUGCUUGAAGGGAUUGACAAGGUGUUUGCUGCCAAAUGGGUUGACGAUGGCACCAUCUGCUUUGGAACAAAGUGCAACAGGCUCUUUGUGCAAGACCUCUUGGGAAAGCAGAUAGAGAUACCGCUUGUGGAGGUUCGAAGGAUGGAGGAAGCUCGGCGUCAAGAAGGAAGUGGGAUACAUACAAUAUCCAUCAAUGCCUCUCAGACUUUGCUGGCAACUGGUGGCGCUGAUCCAAAUGACAUUUCAAUCUUCAAGCUUCCAACAUUUGAACCGCUGCAGGUCCUAUCUAAACAUCAAGACUGGCUCUUUGGAACGGCCUGGGUUACUGACAGCAUGCUGGUAUCAGGUUCUCGGGAUGGUACCAUAAAACUUUGGAGUUGUCGAGCGGGCAGGAAAUUUGUGAACACACAGCCAAAAGCAUCGAGGGCAGAUCAUCGGGGAAAGGUUCGAGAUGUAGGCUACUCUGCUGAAAAAGAGCAACUAUUGACGCUGGGCCAAGAUGGCACACUCAGGAUCUGGGAUCCUCACGUGAUGGAGUCGAUUACGACGGUGAAGCUUCCGUACCAGAAGGAGCUGGUUACCUUGGCCGUAAUGCAACCGCUCGCCGCCAUCGGAUCAGCCAACCACGUCACGUUCGUCGACAUGCGCUGUGGUCACGUGGCGCACUCUGUAGAGUCUCUCGACGAAGGAUGGGGGAUCCGGUCGCUUGCAUUCAAAGGCGACAUCCUAAGCGUAGGCGGUGGAAAGGGGCGGCUAUCAUUCCUGGAUUUGCGAACCCUCAAGUACUUGCCCCUUCGGGGCCCGGAAGGCGCAGAGCAGCUGGCCUCGGGAAAAAAGCCUUCCGAGUCGUACUACUUCGAAACCGGAAAAGGAGCCCUAGAGCACAACGACGUAUAUUACCAGCACUUUCGGGGCCAGAACGUCAAGCACGCAAUCUAUUCUCAUGCGUAUGAUCCUUCGGGGACUAAAAUGCUGGUCGCUGGUGGCCCUUUGCCGUUUGGUCUUCGCGGUAAUUACUUGGGAGUUUGGUAACCGCACAACUGGACGAUAGCCUUUUGAGACACGAGAUUCGACUUUAUCAAAUUUGUACGAUAUGCACAGUUCAAGAAGGCGCCGAGUAGGAGUCGGGUCCUACUCCGUCUCCUUUCAGUUGUCGUUCCGAGAGGGACAUGUUGUCGAAAGGCCAACAGAGCAAGAGAAGAUCAAGUAGUGUAUGAAUAGCUGUUUCUGAAAGGAGUCGAGAGGUCUUCGGGUCUCUAUUGUUGAAUUAGGGGACCAGAAAGUUUCUAGGUUAACUGUCCGCCGAUGGAGGUAUCCGAUUGUUUCACAAUUUAGGUCUAGAGAGACGCAAGUAUCCAAAAUACUUUAAGAAGGUGAUAUUCAGAGAGACAAUUGACGAUUGCAGGUGACUCUGUAUUGACUGUAUUGGUGCAAAGAUCAUUUGUAACUAUGAUGAUUGGAUUGUACGGAAUCUUAUUUCUGC
Messenger RNA from Klebsormidium nitens, 2165 nucleotides. Lineage: Eukaryota; Viridiplantae; Streptophyta; Klebsormidiophyceae; Klebsormidiales; Klebsormidiaceae. The record is from the annotation of a GenBank genome assembly.